UCAACGAAUCUCAAAACUAGAAUGUUACUGGGCCGCCUUGUGGGGCGAGUGGCUUAAUUCGCGAUACACGGACAGGGAAACGCAUCGACAACCAGGUGAUUGUUAGCAGUGGUCGCGCUGCUGGGAAGAGAGCCGUACCACGGCACAGACGGGUGUCAAAAAAAGGUGACUGCUUCUCUUUACGAGCAUUUCUGGAUUCUUAACGUUGUUAGAAACCACCGAUAAUUAGACUGAGGAAACAUUUAAAAACCUUGUAUUUGGCAACAAAUGUGUGACGCUGCAUAGAGUUUACAGCGAGAAGAGCGAGAGAGAUUCUCCCCUGCUGGUACAUGGUUGAUUCCAGAUCGCUGAAACCCUGAAUCCGUUUCGGCUACAUUGUUGCCACAUCACUGCCGGGUUAAAGGGUUGCAAGCUGAAGUUUCCCCUUUUGAAGACAUUGUGCCCAGGAAAUUCAUUUUACGGGAUGUAAUUUAAUCCAGUAUUGGCAUGGACAAUCUCUUUCAGUCCGUUCCGUUACUCGGCGGCGGCCGCUUUGUUGAGACGCAAGGGGCGGUGCCUCUGCUCUGCCUCCAUCUCUGCCAGGAGCGCUGAAGACGAGGAGUAUGACGGUGUGAUGAUUUGUUCUCCCUCGGGUUGUGACAUGGCCGAAGUUACGGCGGCAAGAGAAGACCUAUUCUCACAACUUCUCCGGUGUCUCAACGGGCAAGAGAAUUCUCCCGAAUAACGCGGACGACAGCGCAUUCGGCGGCCCCGUUUUAUUUGUCCCUUCGUUGAUUGGAAUGGCAUAAGCUGAUUUGAAUCCUGAAUAUUCCCAACACUCAGAUACCUGGAGGGUUGGAGAGAAAACCAAUUUGUGGAAAUGCGCAAAGCACAGUUUUGGAUUUGCCGGAAUUAGAUUUUAUUUAUUGGGAAUCGCUUGACUGAGAAUAUAAAUAUAUAUUAGGAAGUUAUAAGAAGAGCUGGUUUAUAAUUAAUAUUUUAUUGCAGAGUAUUUAUGUUUAAUUGAAAUAUUCAAAGCCGUGAUGUUCAUAUGGAUGUGAGAGGGCGCCUCCAUAUACCCUGAGAUGGUUCCGGAUAGCGCCCACACUGCGUUUUAUCUGAACUGGGGCCAGGAGAAAAACCAUUCAUCAAACUGAACUGCAAAUAAAACCGAAAGAGGAAUUUGCACGUUGAUUUCCUCCUGACAUUAUUUGAGACUUCUAAAGGAUUAAUUUAUGUUAAUAGAAACUAGUUAACUUUGUAACUAUUAUUGAGAAACAUGAACAAACGGUGAAACAUUGACUAAGGUGGUGACGUUUCAGUUUAAAUUUUAAUAGUUGGCUGUGUAAUCAACUCUAUAGUGGGCACCAGAAUGAAGGAGGUUUGCAGGAUUUGUGCCCGUGAGCUGUAUGGUAACCAACGACGAUGGAUCUUUCACACAGCUUCCAAGCUAAACCUGCAGGUCAUUCUAUCCCAUGUACUGGGCAAAGAGAUAUCCCGAGACGGGAAGCCUGAGUUUGCCUGCAGCAAAUGUGCUUUCAUGUUGGACCGAAUCUACAGAUUUGACACAGUCAUUGCAAGGAUUGAGGCACUCUCCAUUGAGCGUCUACAGAAGCUGCUGGUAGAGAAAGACCGCAUCAAGCACUGCGUUGCCAGCCUUUAUCGUAAAACCAAUGAAGAACCAAGUAUCGACGCCAAAGGAGAGGACAUUGCUGCGGACGUCCCAAACCUACCUGAUGUCCGAUACCAUGCUCUACUGCAGGAUGAUUUCGUCUACUCUGGCUUUGAGUCAUGGACAGAACAUGGGGAGGAAGCUGUAGAUAGUCACAGCUGCCAGACUUCGGAGAGCACAACCUUCAAAUCCCGAAAAUGUCGUAGCUGCUCAGCCUUGCGUGUGACCGAUGCAGACUAUGAGGCAGUUUGUAAGGUCCCUCGGAAGCUGGCAAAGACUUGUGAUCUCUCUGCCAAGUGUGGAAGUGUUACAGUAGGCAGUGUAACUGCUGAGGAAGGACUCUCAAUGCCAGUCAUUCAUGAAACUAUGUCUAUGGGACCAAGUGAAUCUAGGACUUCAAUCUAUGCUGACUCUCUGGACAAAAUAUCACCAGCUUCUUCUGUGGAAUCUCUUGGAACAGCAGUAGAAUCCUGCCCCGCACCCCAUAGCAAUGUGACACAAGGAGAAAAAAGUGUGAAAGAUGACAAAAGUCCUAAAUCAGAUUUUUCUGAUGGUCCAGCACCAAUUCCUGCUAUGCAGCCCCUUAAACUGGACUUGGUACUAAGUUUAGUGAAUAAUGUUGAAUACAGACCAGUGCAAAGUCCAAAAGGCAGCAAGUUACCAAUUCAUGUUAGGGCAACACCAUCGGGCUCUCAAUCAAGCGGUAGUUUGUGCGAAGGGAUGUUCAGAUCUCACCUGCAAAGCAGUAGCUAUGAAUUAAUUAGUAAAUACUUGGAGCCUCCUAGAAUGAACCUGGGCUUCGAUGAUAUGGCAGAUCUUGAGGACCUCCUGCAGGACAUGCUUGAUGAAUAUAUUCCCAUUCGCACACAGAAUCUAAUCGAAGAGCAGCAGCAGCAGUUGAACCAGUAUGAGUCAGCGGCUGGUCAGUGUGUCGCCGAAUUACAGAAAGCUCAGGUCCAAAUAUGUGGGUUGCAGGACAGAAUUCAAGAGUCAGAAUCUGCUAAUAAGAUGCUACAGGCGAGUUUAAAUGAAAUGGAAAGUGAAUUGAAGGCAAUGCGUAAUGCAGCACAGAAGCAAGAACAUGCUCAGCUGGGGCUGAAUGAGGCUUUGAAAAACAAAGACAAGGAGAUUGAAGAGCUUAAUCAUGCAAUUGAUGGCCAGAAUGAGACACAGGCCAAGCUAAGGGAGAUGCUUCACAGAAGUCAACUUGAAAAUCUGAAGCGUUGCUCAUCCUGUCAGAGCAUGGAUGGACAGUUGACAUCAUCACACACUCAGCAGGCUGAAUUGCUGGAAAUGCAAAGUACCUCCUUUUCGAAUCAGCUGGAACUACAGCGAAACACGAGGCUAAUACGUCAGAAAGAGUAUGAAUUGGCUGACGUCGAGUGGAGGAAAGAACUGAUGGAAACUGAACUACAGGAACUGCAUCAGCAGAAGGAGGAUGCCAUCAAGCACAAUAAAGAGCUGUGCAGCACGCUGCAGCAGGCCCGACAGGAGCUGCUAGAGAAGGACCAGGGCUAUCGAGCCUUGGAGGGAGAUCAUCAGCAUGAAAUCCACAUCCAAGAGGCAAACAUCCUAUGUCUGAAGGAGAGGUUGCGUGAUAAAGAGCACUUCCUGCAGCAAUAUAUUGAACUAUUUGAAUGCCAGCAGAAUGAGGAGCAAAGUGGACAAGAAAAAGACGUACUGGUAGAUAAACUCUGGGAGUAUAUCAAAGAGAGAGAUAAAGCUUCAGAGCGAGCCAUUGAAGAGAAAUUUCAUUCCUUGGAGGAAAAGGAGAGUGAAAUCCAACAGCUGAAUCUAACAAUACGUGAAAAAGAAAGGGAUCUAGAGCGAUUCCGUCACAUCUUCUCCAGUAAUGAAGAAACUAUCAAUAGUCUGGAUAGCCUUGUGAAAGAGAAAGACUUAGAGUUGGAGCAACUAGGUACAGCAUACAAAAGCCUGCAAUGGCAAAAGCAGGAGGUAGAAGAAAAGCUUGGCUUUUCCCUGAAAGAAAAAGAUGCCAUCAACAACCAGCUCCAGAGAGCACUGCAGGAUCACAAUAAGGAGUUAGAGGUCCUGACUGCAACGUUGAUGAACAAGGUUUGCUCUGGACCCAGUGAGGUAAUGGAGCAGCUAAGGCUGCAACUGCAGCUGAAGGAGCAAAUGCUGCAGGAGGUGUUCGCUGACAGAAGCAAGCUGGCGUCUGAUCACGAGCAAGAAGUAACACAGUUGCUGCAGUCUAUCAGCUCUCGCGAACAGCAAAUGAAGGGUGUAGCAGAGAGGUUAACUCGUGCUGUUGCAGAGAAAAAGCAUGAACUUCAAGCACUGCGUCAGCAAUUGGUGGAGAAGGAUCGGGAAAUAGCAAAUUUCAUCAAGCAGAAUACUUCAGCAACAGAGCUGCCAAUGGAAAUAGCCCACCUCAAAGAACAACUUAUGGAAAAGAAUCGGCUAAUUGAAGAGUUGGUGCAGGAUGGUCACAGCAAGAAUGAGCACUCGCCCCAGUCUGAGAAGAUGGAAGCUUCGGAAUCCAUUGACACCCAACAGAAUACAAAUGAAAGGGAAGGUUUGCAGGCAGCCUUGGAUGGAGAUGAAGCAAUGGUUGAGUCAGACUAUGAAGACAGCGUGCAGACUGAGUUAGAUCUGAUGAAAGAGGAACUUCAGCUUGCCUUAAGAAAAGAGGAAGAGAGCAGGUCUGCCCUCUUUGACCAGCAACAAGAGCUCCAAUGUCAGGCAGUGGAGAUUGAAACACUCUCAAACAACAUUCGUGACAAGGAAGAACACAUUACGGCUCUGCAGAGGCAGCUGGAACAGCCAAGGGAGUCUCCAGAGGUGGAAAAGCUUACACAAGAGCUCCUGAAAUUGAAGGAGCAAAUGGCAACCAUGGAAUUAUCUGCACAGAAAAGUGUAGGGAAAAAGUAUGAUCAGCUGAUCUGUGCUCUUGAAGAACAGUUGUUGGAGCAGUCUCGCCUAAGCGAAGCACUUCAAGCUGAAAGGCAACUCUAUAUCAGUCUCGUUAAAUUCCAUAAUCAAACUGACAGCACCAGCAGAGAAAAGAUGCUCCAGACUGAACUUCUGGCUGUACAGGCACUCCGUGGACAUCUGGAAGAGGCCCUCAGGAGAACCCAGGAGCAGAUUGGCAGGCUGGAGAAGGAGCCUGAGAUGUCAGCAGAUUCUGGAGAAUACCAUAGCGAGAGAGUUGAGGAUGAUGAGAGCACUCGGUUUAAAGAUUCAUUGAAUGAGCAUCCAACAGAUGUGGAGCACACCCAGCAGUCUUUACAGAAAAGCUCAAAUGAUUCUGGAUUUAAAAGUUGUAUUGAAACUGACAGCAGCAUCUUGGUUCACAAUUCACUGGCCACAAGAACAAAGGCGCUGGGCAAUUUCCAGCACAUGAAACUUGAAAUGCAGAGAUCAAGCGAGGAAAAUAAGUUGAUGGAAAAUGAACUGAUGGAGCUGAGGACACAGACUGAGACAUCAGUACCUCAAAUGGACCCAUUACAAAAUCAGAUUUCGGCGAAGGCUGAGCAGAAGAGGAUUGUGGAAGAGGGUCUGACGGGCCCAGGGUGGAACGCAGAAGCAAAGAAGGUCAGCCUUGAUGUUUGGGACCUUAGGGAGGAGAUUAUAAAAUUAACUGUGAAAUUACAGAACUCAGAAACCAUCAUCAGCCUCCUGAAGGAACAGCUGGAGCUCAACUCUUCCCAGACCGGAGAAAAACGUUUCAAUCCAGAGCUCAUUGUAAAUAUGGCCAAAGAAAUUGAGCGACUAAAAUCGGAGCUUAGCCUGACUCAGGUGCAAUACUCGAAAGCGGACAUGCAACAAUGUGACAGAAGGACUAAGCAGGCCAGACCCCAUUCACUGGACCUUGGAAUUCUCUUAUCACAGAGUAAUAAUGAGGCCCUGUAUUUGACUGAUGUUGUUCAACAGGUUGCAAGUGUCAGCCCAUGGCAUCAUGGGCAAUUUGGACAACAAUCCAAACAGUUUCAGAGCGAGCUAGCUGAGUACAGACAACAGAAUAAGGAAUUACAAGAGAAGCUUGUAGUGACCGAGGCCACUGUAAAGGCCCAGGACAACCAGUUGCAGCAGUACAAAGACCUACUCACGGAAUCAGCAGUGGAGCAGGACAAUAAACAGGUGCAAGUGGACUUGCAAGACCUUGGUUACGAAACUUGUGGAAGAAGUGAAAAUGAAGCUGAAAGAGAAGAAGCCAGUAGCCCAGAAUAUGGUGAAGUUGAUUUACAAGAACACUUAUACCCAUCCUCUAUGAAGAAAAUGACCCAGCAACACUUUACCCAAGGGGAACCACGCUUCUCAGCCUCCCAUCCUGGCUUUUCACUUCCACUUUCAAUCAAGUCUUGCCUGAGGAAGGACCUUACUUUUGAAAAUGAUGGGAAACCUGAUGAAAUUGCCACCCUCCAUCAGCAUAUCAAUGACCUCAAAGCACAACUGAUUAAAUCCGACAAGGUCAUCCGCAGCCUGCAGUCUCGGAUCCGCUCCUUCUCGAUGACUAGUGAUUAUGCCUCCAGCCUGGAGAAAGCGCAGACCCAAGGUGAUAUAUUUGAAGCAUUGCAGCUCGAUGAGCUGGAAGAUGAUGAAGAUACUUGGCAGUCUGAUGGAGGUGACCAGCACCCACCAAUGACAGAGUCCAACAUGGAAAUAAAGAAGCUCAUUCACAGGGUUACCACUCUAGAGUCACAGCUAAAGCAUGCAAAAAUGGAAAGUACAUCAGAUAAAAUUGCUUCCUGGUCAGGGAAAUACAACUGUUUGAUCCAGAUCCAAGCUCGAGAGCUCUCCCACCUCCGUCAGAAGAUGCGUGAGGGCAGAGGUGUCUGCCACAUUCUGAAACAACACCUAGGUGAUACCACCAAGUCCUUUGAGGAGUUGCUAAGAGCAAAUGAUAUUGAUUACUAUAUGGGACAGAGCUUCCGAGAUCAGUUAGCACAAGGAAACCAACUGGCAGAGAGGAUCACUCAUAAGCUGGCUGGUAGAGUCCCUUUGGAUAGCAGUAACAAAAGUGACCAGGAGCUAUUUAUUGCCAGAUUGAACAAAGAGCUUGAGCAGAAAAACAAGCUCAUUGAAUCCCUAAGCUGCAAACUGCAGAGCCGGGCACACACUCCAUCCAACAGCCAGAUUCUGUCAGACUCUGAACAGUCUGACAGAGCAUCAUUUAUAUCAGAUGAGCAAGAGUCAACCAAUGAUGACCUGGAUGCUUACCAUUAUGAAGUUGACUUGAGUAGUGAGUACUCACAUGAUGACCAGCAGAGCACAGAGCUGGAAGCACAUGCUGUUGCAGAUGAUCAAAAUCAUAGUGAACACCCAUCCCAACAUUCAUCUCUUGCAUCUGCUUCUUCAUGUGAAAAUCGACCAAAGGACAGUGCCAGCAUCUCACCCUCACAGCAACCCUGUGACACUGUUAAAUCACAAAAAGGUUUGUAUUCCAGCAGUGUGCCAACAAGCCUUAAUGCCUGUCAGGCUUCAUAUUGUGCUGGCUUCCCUUCUCAGUUUGGAAGCAUGCCCUUUGGGCCAGCUUACCUGACACCAUCACCAUUUUCUCUGGCCGAGGUCCAACAAGAGCUUCACAUGUUACAAAGACAGCUGGGAGAAAACAUGACCUUUUCUGGAUCUAGCCCUGAUAUGUCUUCACGUGUAGAACUAGGCGGCUCUUCAUCACAAUCACAGAAUGCACUUCGGCGGCAGCUGAGUGGUGCCAACAAUCUGCAGACCCUGAUGGCCUCCAGUGGUGCCAGCACUGCACUCUGGGGUGCAACUGAUCAACCGGUGAGAAUUAAUACACUUGGAGAUGUCUCCUCUGGAUCAUCAGGAUACCAGUCAGGGACAAAUAUGGCCGGUGCAGAGUUAUUGGAAGAACACUUCCGUGAAAUUCGUGUGAUGCGUCAGCGUCUAGAGGAAUCUAUCCACACAAAUGAUCGACUCAGGGAGCAGCUUGAAAUGCGCCUGGCUACUGCAGCCAAAGAAAACACUGUUGCACCCACUAACAUCUACAUCCAAGGACUAGAAAUAAUGACUCAGUUGUCGGAUGAAAACCGAAUGUUGAGGGAUGAGAUCCAAACUCUCCAGUGCCAGCUUACUCAAGUUUCGAAAGAACAGGCUAAAGAAGUGGAACAAAUGAAGGAGACCCUUUUAACAACCAGGGCCAGAUACAAACUCUUGGAGACAGAGCUGCAUCACUGGAGGGAAGAAAACAAGAGGCUGCAAAUAGAAGUCAGGGUUAGCCAGCAGAAAGCACAACAACUAAGAGAGGAGCAACAAUGCAGCCAAACCAAAACUAAUAGGCUGUUCCAAGAGAUGACCACGCUCCAACAGCAGCUCAAAGAAAGCCACCAGCUGACUCAUUCCCUGGAAUCAGAGAUUAAAGUAUAUGAAAGGAUGUAUGGAAGAAAGAAAAGUUUCUCUGUUUAUCCUGGAGGUGUUCAACAUCAUGCUGGUGGGCAUCAAGCCUUUGACAUCAGCGACUUCCUGAUGGAAAUCAGAAGCCUUCGGAUUCAGCUGGAGCACAGUAUUCACACCAAUGGCUGCCUGCAGAAGCAGCUGAAGGAUCAAAUGGAUGAACAUCGGCCAGCCAGCCUCAAUAUCAAUCACUUGACUUCAUCAGCCAAUGAACAUAUGAUCAAUAAACAGCUAUUCCAGGAUUGCGUGCCCUCACCACCUGUUCGAGACACUGGUAUGUUUUCAUCUUUUCAAACGCAGUCUAAGGCAGUUUCCUCUGUGGUAGAUCUUAAUGUAGAAGAUACAUCACAGCAGAAUGAUGCUUAUCUCAGUGAUUCCUUGAGCCACAUCUCCUGUUCCUUAAUAGAUGAUGAGCUUCCUCAUGGUUCCUUUGCCAAGAAAAAUGGAUCUCAUGUGAUUGGGCACAUUGAUGACUACAAUGCCCUCCAGCAACAGAUUACGGAGGGCAGAAUGCUGGUUCAAAGAAUGGAGUCUAUUGUCCAAUCCUGUGUCAAUGCUGCUUUUUUGGAAAUUGAUGGAUUCAAGCAUUUGGACCAUGAGACAGUCAAGCAGCUCUUCUCCAAUACCAAUACACUGCAUCAGAUCUUGAAUGAAACUUGUUCAUUGCUAAAAAUGUUUUGGAGAACUACUCUGCCAAAUCCAGACAGUGAUGUACAAAAUCAAAAGGAUCAGGAAGAGAUUUGCAGACUGAGGAAUAAAAUAACAGAGCAAGAAAACCUAUUGCAGAAUGCAAUCAGUCGCCUAAAGGCUACUAACCAAGUGAAAGAAGGAAUGGAACAGUUCAUUGUCAGCCAACUUACAAGGACACAUGAUGUUUUGAAAAAAGCAAGAAGUAAUUUGGAGCAGAAAUCUCAAAACUGGGUUACAUCCAUCCCAGAGGCUGGAACUUCAUGAAUCCAAUUUAUCCUGAAGCUAAAGCAAGAAGCGUGGAUCAAAAUUCACUGCCUGGAAAGAUUACAAGAAAUGGUCCCAACCUGGCUCCAGUAGGAAUCAUUGCAAAUUACUGAAACAGUACUUUUCUUUCCACCUCAAAAACAAAACUAAACAAUAUUUGAAUUUUGUUCUACAAAAAUAAUUUAGGACAACAUUUGAAAACAAAUUUCACCUUUGUAUCCAGAGGAAACUCUUCUGCGUAACCCAAAUCUGAUGAUCCUAUAUAAAACACUGAAUGUUGACAGAAUUUUUGUUUUAUGUAUAAAUCUGAAGCAGGAAAUCUUAUUUUGGGUCAAAUAUAUUUACCAAAAGAUGCUAAUGUUUUUGGCCCUAGCAAUUGUAUAGACUUGUUUAAGAUGCAUAUUAAACUGCAUCUGGAUGCAGUUUAAUCUGGAUGCUUUCAAGAAGGAGCUGGAUAGAUAUCUGAUGGAUAGGGGAAUCAAGGGAUAUGGGGACAAGGCAGGGACUGGGUAUUGAUAGUGAAUGAUCAGCCAUGAUCUCAGAAUGGCGGUGCAGACUCGAGGGGCCGAAUGGUCUACUUCUGCACCUAUUGUCUAUUGUCUAUAAAGUGCUCAGUGUGAGGGAUUGCAUGUUGUAUUUAAUCAUGCUGUCUCCACACCCAAGAAAAAAACUCUUUAAAUGUCAAGAGCUACAAUGAGUUGGUAUAUAAGAAUAUAAAUAUGUUUAUGACGAAGAAAACUCAAACACCACUUACAGAAAUGUUUUGAGUCCAAUGAUAGCUUUGGUGAACAGUGUCCUGCUAUUUAAAUUGUGCAAUUUAUAACAGAAAGAUGUAUCCUGGCCAUAACUGGAAAAAAUAGAGCCUUAUAACAUUUAGGGCAGAUUAGAAUGUUCACAAAGCAAAGACAGAUAAUGGGUAAGUGCAAUAAAUUUGCCAUUGAGGCCAAAGCUGUAUCAUUAGUUUUGCUGAACACUGGAAUAAGAUGAAAAUCAGACUUAUAAAUCUCAAAACACAUUGUCUAGCAUCAUGACAUUAUUUCAGAGUUUUAUUCAAAAUUGCAAUAUGGUGGGUAAGAGUACGGUACAGAGUUAAGACAAUGCUGGUGACUCUGUAUUUAUUAUUGUACACUUAUUAGAAAUAGUGGGUAAGUUUAGUAGCACUAGCAUUGUUUUUGUCUGAGCUGUGUAUAUAGCAUGAUGGCAAAUGUAUAAUGUAACUGAGUUGCAUUUUGUAUAAAAUUGUUGCUGCUGCCUGUUACAUAUACAUAUAGAGCAAGUACAUGCAAAUAAGGAUGUUCCCCGGUGAACUCAAGAAUUUUCCCUAUUGGCAUUCUUAAUUGAAAACUGUUCACUGAUUCAGGUUCUUAUAUUUGUCAUAAUUGAUUUAAUGAGAACUCAGAUUUUCUCCAUUAACAUUAAUAAUUGAAAUUGUUCACUGAAUCAAGUUCUUACAACAGUCAUAAUUGACUUCAUGAGAACUCAGAUUUAUAAUAUAUUACCAAAGCUUUGAGUGGCAUUUGCUUUUCAUUAGUUUUGCAAUGGUCAGUACACAAUACAGAAACUUUAAAAAGCCAAGGAUUAAAAAAGUGACAGUGACCUUGUAUUCAGUAAUUUCACUUGGUAAAGGAUAGGAAUUCUUCUUAUGAUUUGAAAAGAAAGAUAAUUGCUGAUCCCUGAUGUUUGGUACAAACUAGAGAAUUCCUGUGUUGAAGCAUGUUUUGUAGCCUUUAACACAGAGGUCACUAAAAACCAUGAUACAGCAGGUAUCUUUAUGGCAUUGUUGUACACUGUAUAAAGCGUAUAUACUGAUAAAUAUUUAGUGUUUGUCCUACAGGUGUACAUAUUCUCCCUAGUGUAUAUAUAUAUUCCAUUCUAUGUUGGAUUAUUGCAUGCAUGUAUGGUUCAAUCCUGGGAAGUAAAGAUUACGAUUCUUGGAUUGUCUUAAAACAGCUAUUCUGCAAAAACAUGGAGUUGUUUAACAUUUGAAAGAAGAGUUUGCUUUCUUUGUCCAAAAAAUAAAAAUAAAAGACAUGAAAUACUCA
Messenger RNA from Hypanus sabinus (Atlantic stingray), 11025 nucleotides. It is a transcript of the gene pde4dip, whose product is annotated as phosphodiesterase 4D interacting protein. NCBI's taxonomy places the organism in Eukaryota, Metazoa, Chordata, Chondrichthyes, Myliobatiformes, Dasyatidae. The transcript has 40 exons. Gene Ontology annotation, cellular component: microtubule organizing center; nucleus. The coding region runs from base 1352 to 8983 and encodes 2543 amino acids. The record is from RefSeq and is a predicted model, not a curated record. Gene Ontology annotation, molecular function: zinc ion binding.